AUGCUGGCCAGCUCCUCGUCCAGCCAGAAGGGGUUUGCCACGUCCGGCCGGCCCUCGCAGAGCCUCGAGCGGUCCGACGUGCAGACCAUCGGCCGGACCAGCAUCGAUCGCGAGGGCACUGGGCUGCAGAUUCCCAAUGGCGGGGCUCCCAGGAACCUAUCGGCUUCAGCCGCCUCGUAUGCUCCGCGAGCCAGCAGUCUCAAUCCUGGCGCCGGCCCCGGCAGCUUCAGCUCCGAGCUGCGCAGCCAGAUGAUCCCCAUCCGCUCAGGCAGCCGGACCGACGCGGGGCCUGUAUACCCAAACAGCUUCGUAGACAAGGUCGAGGAUGGCGAGAUUGCCGAGCAGAAUCUCUCGGCGUUGCGGGACAAGCUCAGCAGAGAAAUGAAGAUCAAGGAGGGCAGCGAAAACAUGCUGGAGGCACUCAACCUCAAGAAGCCCAAGCAGACGAAGGAGCAGCGCCAGAGAGUCGAAGCUGAGCUGACCGCCAGCCAUUCGCGCAUCAAGGUGUUGAAGCAGCAGAUCUCGGAUGCCCAGGCCACCAGAGCGGCUCCGCCUAGCACACCUCCCAGGACCAGAGCCCAGCAAGAUGUUGCUCUCCACCGCUCACCGCAUAGCAUCCGAUCGGGCCCCGGCUCAGAUGUCGAAGAAUCUACCGAGAAUCCAACAUUUACCCUUGCCGAGCUCCUCCAAGCGCUGGAAGUUGGGGGGAUGACUCCCGACUACUAUGUGACUCGGGCGAAUCUUCUGGUCGACCUGUUCAAGAGAUAUCCCACCCUUAAAUACGACCUGGUGUGGUCAGUUUUUGGCCUCCGCAUGCAGAUGAUGCUCCUCAGCGAAAGCCGGGAGGUUGUCGCGGCUGGCUAUCGCGCGACGAGAUAUGCGAUUUCGGAUCGAAACUCUCUUAAGAAGAUUAGGAGCUUGAAUACUGACUUUUUAGUUAUACGAUCUUUGAACAACUAUCGAAAAGCAGAUGUCGAAAGAGAGCAGGCUCUCAAGUUUGUCCGAGCAUUUCUUGACGUUAAGGACGGAGUCAAAGAGAUCUCGCGCGCCGUUGUACGGACCAUUGUGGCCGUAGCCGAGUACGGCGAUGAUCGGUCUGGAUCAGCCCAGCCCACUGAACAAAAUACAGAUCGCCUACGCCCAAUCUGCAUCGAAACCCUGGCGGAGAUUAUGGUGCGAGAUCCUCGUCUAAUCCUGGCAUCAGGUGGUCUUGGUCCACUCUCUGAGGCUCUCUCCGAGGGAACUUACAAGGCCCCCGAGAGUCUGACGGCUGCCUUCCUCUAUCUCCUGGACACGCCGCAUAGACGAAAAUACAUCCAACCCGGAUAUGGCUUGGAUGUGGUCUUUAACGCCUUUACAAGCCAACUUGCUGGCAGCGAAGUUGUGCUGAAGCAGAACUGCAAAGCCAUUUCCGUUGCUAUGCGAUCAUGGUCUGGCCUUAUGACACUCUGCAUGUACGACUUUCGGUCUAUUCGAUCUCUCAUUAUGAGUGUAUCUCUCCCCAACCCUGCCGUCCGAGAAACGAUUUUGGACUUGCUCUUUUCACUCCUUCGCAUUAAACCCCCUGCCUGGGCUGUGUCCUUUUUGGCGGGACGCAGGCUGACAACCUACGGAAGGGUGAACAGCCUGCACUUGAAAGCUGAGACGCUCAUCUUGGCGGUUCUCAUCAGAUCCGGACUUAUUCAGACUCUGCUACAUGUUGCGCGCUCCGAGAACGACACCAUGCUGAAGCGCAAGACGACGCUGUUGAUUGGCGAGGCGCUGAAGUUGGCGGCAAGACUGCUUCCUCCCUCGUGGAGCGCAGAAAUACAACUCUUGCCAGAACUCUUUUCCGCGGCGGCCAAGUUUGGUGACCACCAGUCCUACAUUGCGUCGGGCAUUGUCUACCAGAUGAGCAGCAUCAAUCGCACUUUAUACCGAAGUGCGCCGGCCGAUUCAUUAGCUGGCAUUCUACCAUCGAGUGAUAGCAUGAAUGAUCUAGCCCUCCUUGAUGACCAACGCAAGGCAGGUUCUACGGUGGCAUUUGAUGAUGCUACAUUCCGGCAGCUUCUCAUUGACACUGGUGUGCUCAACAGCUCCAACUAUUCUAAAUGGAACUGGGAGAAUAUCAUCAAGGUUAUUGACGGUCCUCUGCAAGUCGGCAAGAGACUCGAAGAGGCCAUCAAGGCCUCCAAGUUUAUGAAGAGAAUCAUGAGCUUUUACAGGCCCUUCAAGUACAAGUUUGCCGACGUCCGAAACACACGAAACGCACAAAAGUAUGUCAGGGCUGGAUGUGCUCUGGUGCACUCCCUGUUACAAUCACCAGAGGGAGUCAGAUUCUUGGCAGAUAGCAAGCUGCUGAGACAGAUUGCGGAAUGUCUGGCUCAGUGCGAUCCGACCAGUGGAUUGACCGCACAGUAUCCCAUGUUUUCUAAGGACAGGCUAACAGAUACUCUCUGCGCUGGCUACUUUCCGAUGCUUGGAGUGCUUACUGGCGACCCUAAGGGGUUGGCUAUGCUGGAGAGGUGGCGCAUGUUCAACAUGAUGUACCAUAUCUACGAGCUAACCCAGCGCCCUGAUCUUGUCAAGCUCCUCCUCUCUAGUUUCGACUAUAGCCUCCAAGGCCACCACCGCAUCCUGCUUUCGAAAGCGCUGACGGCGGGGACGAAAGAGAUCCGAAUACACGCCACAAAUACGCUUCGGAAAUGCACUCUUCGGAGAGUGCCAUCUAUUGACGGUCGGGGCGAAAUGAGCGACUCGAAGUGGGCUAUCCAACUAUUAGUCACCCAGCUGUACGAUCCGGAGAUUGAAGUUUGCUCUACUGCGGUCAAGAUACUGGAAAAAGCCUGCAACAGAAAGGCUUACUUGGCGUACAUUGUCGAGUGUCGCCCGGCCCUGGAUCAUCUUGGCGAGAUUGGAGCGCCCCUCUUGCUACGAUUCCUAUCCACAUCCAUCGGUUAUCACUACCUAGAUGGACUUGAUUAUAUCAGCAACGAAAUGGAUGAUUGGUUUUUGGGAAGAAACGACUCGUAUGUCGGCCUUAUCGAGGCUAGCUUGGCCAAGGCAUUCUUGACGGAUACGGACGAACAACAUCAUCGCCUCAGCGUGUUUGAGGAACAUGAGGCGGAAACCGAUUAUCACGAUAGCCAUAUACCACCCCACUUCUACAGGGAGCUGACGAGAACCCAAGAGGGUUGCAGGUUGCUCAGUGACAAGGGCCAUUUUGAGGAGUUUGCCAACACAAUUCGCGAACAUGGCAUGCAAUCCGAAGACCAUGAACUGAUUACAAAAGUGAAGGGCUGCCUUUGGGCUGUGGGCAACGUGGGAUCCAUGGAGCUUGGUGCACCAUUCUUGGAGUCUACCGAUAUGGUUGAGCAGAUUAUCAAAAUUGCAACACAACACGAGGUGAUGAGUCUCCGUGGAACCGCCUUUUUCGUUCUCGGUCUCAUUUCUCGAUCGACACAUGGUCUAGAAAUUCUGUCAGAACACGGAUGGGAUGCAAAUACUACGCUCAUGGGCAAUUCCCUUGGCUUCUGCAUUCCGUCCAACCUGUCGACGCUGUUUUCACUCUCGCCGUGGCAUCACGAGACGGCUGCUUCUAUUACACUGCCAGAGUCACAAUGCACCAUAAGAGAGCAGCCUCCGCCCAGACCCGCUCGGCCGCCGCUGGAGUUGUCAGAAAUGCCACCCCUUCUUAACGAUAGUGCCAUCAGCGAGCGCAUACUCGAGCUUAUAGUAGACCUUGGAAACACCGUUCUAUACCGGAAAGCAGUCACCGAGUUGCAGAAAAUUAAGGCUCGCAAGCCAAUGGCUUUCCGCAGCGCAGAAUUCUUCAAGACGGUCAUGGGGCUGAUGGAGUGGAAUCACUACCGACUCGGCGUCCGUAGAAUGGUGAUUGACCUGUUUGAAAAGACUGUCAUGCGGCAAAUCGUGUUCGAGGAAGAGGAGAGCGAUAGCAGCGAGGAGGAUGAGAGCAGUCCGGUGGAGCUGGAUGACAGUGUCAGCUCUGGAGACGGAGACGACAGGGAUGAUAGGACGGAGAGGCAGAGGAGCAUAAGCGAGCCUGCUGAGCCGCCGCUGGAUUUGCUGCCGGCACCCUUGAGGGUACGACGGUGA
Molecule: messenger RNA, 4095 nt
Organism: Trichoderma breve
Lineage: Eukaryota; Fungi; Ascomycota; Sordariomycetes; Hypocreales; Hypocreaceae
Product: rapamycin-insensitive companion of mTOR, n-term domain-containing protein
Exons: 4
Coding region: 1-4095 (1364 amino acids)
Biological process (GO): TORC2 signaling
Cellular component (GO): TORC2 complex
Source: RefSeq, a predicted model, not a curated record